Mya arenaria is the source of this 403-nucleotide messenger RNA. RefSeq names its product RNA-binding protein RO60-like. The record is from RefSeq and is a predicted model, not a curated record. Gene Ontology annotation, cellular component: ribonucleoprotein complex. Gene Ontology annotation, molecular function: RNA binding. NCBI's taxonomy places the organism in Eukaryota, Metazoa, Mollusca, Bivalvia, Myida, Myidae. Bases 9 to 377 code for a protein of 122 amino acids. The transcript is spliced from 2 exons.
GCAACCGUAUGGAGGAGCUGGGUAUAACAGCAGACAUGAAAAUGGAGGACAUCCUGAACCGAAUGAAUCAGAUGAGGUUUGGACAGACAGACUGCGCAAUGCCCUUGAAGGACGCCAUCGAGAUGAAGAGGAAAGACAUUGACGUAUUCAGUGUCUACACAGAUUGUGAAACUUGGGCCGGGAACAUUCAUCCUUGCAUUGCCCUGAACGAAUAUCGCAAGUAUGCUGGCAAGCCGGACGCCAAGCUGAUUGUGUGUGGAAUGACAGCUAACGAGUUCACUAUUGCCGAUAAAGACGACAAAAACAUGCUGGACAUCUCGGGAUUUGAUUCAAACGCACCCAGGUUGAUCGCUGACUUCGUUCAGGACAAAAUUUAAAAUGGAGAAGAAUUGUUCCUUUAUUU